This is a messenger RNA of Dovyalis caffra, 1095 nucleotides long. The record is from the annotation of a GenBank genome assembly. NCBI's taxonomy places the organism in Eukaryota, Viridiplantae, Streptophyta, Magnoliopsida, Malpighiales, Salicaceae.
AUGCCUCCCUAUGGUACCCCACCACAUCCAUAUGUUGCAAUGUAUCCCCAUGGUGUAUAUGCUCAUCCAUCCAUUCCUCCGGGUGCUUAUCCUUUUAGUCCUUUUGCAAUGCCUUCUCCAAAUGGUAUCGCUGAGGGAAACACUCCUGGCAGCAUGGAAGCAGAUGGUAGGCCAUCUGAUGUUAAGGAAAAAUUACCUAUUAAAAGAUCUAAAGGAAGUUUGGGCAGUUUAAACAUGAUUACUGGGAAGAAUAAUGAGCAUGUUUUCUUGGUGUUUGUUGAAGCUAUAAAUGUUCUUGAGCUCUGCUUUGUGGCCCAAGUUUGUCCGUUUAGUGAUGAUUUGGUUUUGUUGGAUGGAACUGAAAGAGUAGGUGCUGAGAGUGGUAGUGAAGGCUCAAGUGAAGGAAGUGACGCAAAUUCUCAGAGUGACUCGCAAAUGAAGUCAGGUGGCAGGCAAGAUUCUCUGGAAGACACAUCUCAAAAUGGUGGUUCUUCACAUGGUGCUCAGAAUGGAGGACAGGGUGCAUCUAAUACAAUCAUGAAUCAAACAAUGGCUGUCAUGCCAAUAUCUGCUGCCAAUGCUUCUGGAGCCAUACCUGGUCCCACAACCAACUUAAAUAUUGGAAUGGACUAUUGGGGAGCCCCUGCUUCAUCUACUGUUCCUGCAAUUCGAGGGAAGGUUCCUUCUACUCCAGUUGCUGGAGGGAUAGUUACUACUGGAUCACGAGAUGGUGUUCAGUCACAGCUUUGGUUACAGGAUGAAAGAGAGCUUAAGAGACAGAGAAGGAAGCAGUCAAACAGAGAAUCCGCUCGCCGGUCCAGGUUGCGUAAACAGGCUGAAUGUGAUGAGCUGGCCCAACGUGCUGAAGCCUUAAAAGAAGAAAAUGCCAAUCUCAGAUCAGAAGUAAAUCGGAUCAAGAGUGAGUACGAGCAACUUCUUGCAGAGAAUGCCUCUCUUAAGGAAUAUGAUGAACGGCGACAAUCGACCAAGAGAUCAUCAACUUCUUCUCAAGUUAUUAAUUUAUUCCAUGCUACAUUUGCUGGGAUUAGUGAAGUCCCUUAUUUUUCAAGAUUAACGAAAGGUUCGACCGAGUAA